Colossoma macropomum (tambaqui) is the source of this 1290-nucleotide messenger RNA. RefSeq lists its product as uncharacterized. Lineage: Eukaryota; Metazoa; Chordata; Actinopteri; Characiformes; Serrasalmidae. Gene Ontology annotation, cellular component: SNARE complex; plasma membrane. Gene Ontology annotation, biological process: vesicle-mediated transport; vesicle fusion; SNARE complex assembly. The record is from RefSeq and is a predicted model, not a curated record. Gene Ontology annotation, molecular function: SNAP receptor activity; syntaxin binding. Bases 517 to 894 code for a protein of 125 amino acids. The transcript has 5 exons.
CCCACACUGACACACACACAUGCGCGCUCACACGCACUGAGCAGCAGCAGGAGAGGACGGUGCUGGCUCUAACGGCGCUGGGACCCGGGCAAACCGUCAGACGGGCCACUUACAGAUUACAGUGAGGACUUCUUGGCUGAACGCGUAGCAGCUGUGUUGUUUUUGCCCUCUGAAAGAAACCGCGGAGAGUGGACCGGACAGAGCUGUGGCCGGACACCGUGUGUGUACGUGUUUUGGUGAGGGGACAUUCUCGCCUUCCUAAUGCGCCACUGCUGCUGAACUGCCGCUCACAGCUCCACUGCAGCUGCUGCAGCCUCCAACGCGCAAAGACAUCUGUCCUACCAACACUGGCUGUCCUGACUCCCAACUCUAAGGGGUCUUUUUUCCUCCCUCUUCUUCUUCUCCUCUUUUUAUCAUCUUGACUUGAGACCCUUCCCCUUUUCCUCUCUCCCCCUCCUCUCUCUCUGCCCCCCUCAUCUUCACUGAGGCAGCCCAUCGGAAAUCGCUGCGCACACGAUGUCGGCUCCAGCUCCAGAUGCUGCGGCUCCUGCAGGGGCUCCUGGGGCCCCUGGAGGAGAGGGGGGCCCAGCUGGUGGCCCCCCUGCCCCACCCCCAAACACCACCAGCAACCGCCGACUACAGCAGACUCAGGCACAAGUGGAAGAGGUUGUGGAUAUUAUGCGCGUGAAUGUGGAUAAAGUCUUGGAGAGGGACCAGAAACUGUCGGAGCUGGACGACAGGGCCGAUGCACUGCAGGCUGGAGCCUCACAAUUUGAGAGUUGUGCUGCCAAGCUGAAGAACAAGUACUGGUGGAAAAACUGCAAGAUGAUGAUCAUGAUGGGCAUUAUUGGAGUCAUCGUGGUCGGGAUAAUCUUCUUGUAUUUCUUCUCGUGAGCUGACCCAGCUUACAGGGAGGAGAAAAUCAAUUAAAGGAGGCGGAAGAAAGCGAAACAAAUAAGACCACUCAUAUAAAGUCCAUGCCUUGUCCUGUUCCCCCUUCUCUCUUCACUCUCGAGCCAUCUGGUACUCCAGUGUGACUGUAGUCAGCAGAUCAGCAGAUUCAUAACGAGCUAACCAUUCUGCCUAGCCGGCAAUGCUUUUCACCUGCUCUUUCACUAUGACUUUCUCUAACUCCCUCCUGAGGCAUUACACACACACACACACACAUCCCGCAGAGGGGAAGCAUACAUGGAGUAUGAGGAGAGUGAGCGAGAGGGGGAGAGACAGAGAGGUGAGGGGGGUGAGAAAGGGUGGGGGAAACAGGAGACAGUGAAGAGUGGGUGGAUAGAA